This is a messenger RNA of Drosophila obscura, 2555 nucleotides long. It is a transcript of the gene Dhx15, whose product is annotated as putative pre-mRNA-splicing factor ATP-dependent RNA helicase PRP1. NCBI's taxonomy places the organism in Eukaryota, Metazoa, Arthropoda, Insecta, Diptera, Drosophilidae. The transcript has 7 exons. The record is from RefSeq and is a predicted model, not a curated record. Gene Ontology annotation, cellular component: spliceosomal complex; intracellular anatomical structure. Gene Ontology annotation, molecular function: RNA helicase activity; RNA binding; ATP binding. The coding region runs from base 89 to 2296 and encodes 735 amino acids.
UCUACAAAUCCGCGGUCACACUGUUCAAAAUCAGCGCGUGGUGCUAAAAAAUUUUUGUCGCAUUAAAAAUUAAAUAGAUACCCGCAAAAUGUCCAAGCGCCGCAUUGAAGUCGGUGAGACCUAUGUCAGCAAGUCCAAGAACAGGGUUGCGGAGGCGUCCUCCACUUCGGCAUCGGCAGCGACGGUGGCAGCGGCCGCCGGCACUGUUGCACAGAUCCUGGGCGGAUUUGUGCCCAACAAGCAGCCACCCACGACGAAUACUCUGACCGGGAAGACGUACUCGCAGCGCUUUCAGAAUCUGUACAAGAAGCGUAUCGCGUUGCCGGUAUUCGAGUACCAGGCGGACUUUAUGCGACUGCUGAGCCAGCACCAGUGCAUCGUGCUGGUGGGCGAGACGGGCUCGGGCAAGACUACCCAAAUCCCACAAUGGUGUGUGGACUUUGCUGUGUCCAAGGGACGAAAGGGUGUUUCCUGCACCCAGCCCCGACGUGUGGCCGCCAUGUCUGUGGCGCAGCGCGUAUCCGAGGAAAUGGAUGUGAAUCUGGGCGAGGAGGUUGGCUACUCCAUUCGUUUCGAGGACUGCUCUUCGGCCAAGACCCUGCUGAAGUACAUGACCGACGGUAUGCUGCUCCGCGAGGCUAUGUCCGACCCCAUGCUGGAACAGUACCAGGUGAUCCUGCUCGACGAGGCUCACGAGCGCACCCUUGCUACGGACAUCCUGAUGGGCGUGCUCAAGGAAGUGAUCCGGCAGCGCAACGAUCUUAAGCUGAUUGUCAUGUCGGCCACCCUCGAUGCCGGAAAAUUCCAGCAGUACUUCGACAACGCUCCCCUAAUGAACGUACCCGGUCGCACGCAUCCCGUGGAGAUAUUCUACACGCCGGAGCCGGAGAGAGACUACCUUGAGGCAGCCAUUCGCACAGUCAUGCAGAUACACAUGUGCGAGGAGAUUGAGGGUGACAUUCUCAUGUUCCUCACGGGCCAGGAGGAGAUCGAAGAGGCGUGCAAGCGCAUCAAACGGGAAAUCGACAAUCUGGGCUCAGAUAUUGGCGAGCUGAAGUGCAUUCCCCUGUACUCCACGCUGCCGCCAAAUCUGCAGCAGCGCAUCUUUGAGGCGGCUCCCCCGCCGAAUGCCAACGGAGCCAUUGGCCGCAAGGUUGUGGUGUCCACCAACAUUGCGGAAACCUCGCUGACCAUCGAUGGUGUGGUGUUUGUGAUUGACCCGGGCUUUGCCAAACAGAAGGUCUACAAUCCCCGCAUCCGUGUUGAGAGCUUGCUGGUGUCGCCCAUUUCCAAGGCCUCGGCCCAGCAGCGGGCUGGUCGAGCCGGUCGUACUCGGCCGGGCAAAUGCUUUCGCUUGUACACGGAGAAGGCCUUCAAGAAUGAGAUGCAGGACAACACCUAUCCCGAGAUUCUCAGAUCCAAUUUGGGCACUGUGGUUCUGCAGCUUAAAAAGCUGGGCAUCGACGACUUGGUGCACUUUGACUUCAUGGAUCCUCCUGCACCGGAGACCCUUAUGCGUGCCCUGGAGCUGCUCAACUAUCUGGCCGCCCUGGACGAUGAUGGAAAUCUGACAGACUUAGGGGCAGUCAUGUCCGAGUUCCCCCUGGAUCCGCAGCUAGCCAAGAUGCUGAUAGCCAGCUGCCAGCACAACUGCUCCAACGAGAUACUUUCCAUAACGGCCAUGCUGUCGGUGCCACAAUGCUUCGUGCGUCCCAAUGAGGCCAAGAAGGCGGCCGACGAGGCCAAGAUGCGGUUCGCACACAUCGAUGGGGAUCAUUUGACGUUGCUGAAUGUCUACCAUGCCUUCAAACAGAGCAGUGAGGAUCCCAACUGGUGCUAUGAGAACUUCAUUAACUUCCGGUCGCUGAAGAGCGCGGACAAUGUGCGCCAGCAGCUGGCCAGGAUUAUGGAUCGCUUCAACUUGCGGCGCACCAGCACGGAGUUCACCUCAAAGGACUACUAUGUGAACAUACGCAAGGCCCUGGUGCAGGGCUUCUUCAUGCAGGUGGCCCACCUGGAGCGCACUGGACACUAUCUGACCAUCAAGGAUAACCAAAAUGUGCAGCUGCAUCCCUCGACAUGUCUGGACCACAAGCCCGAUUGGGUCAUCUACAACGAAUUUGUGCUAACCACCAAGAACUACAUACGCACGGUCACAGAUGUGAAGCCUGAAUGGCUGAUCAGCCUGGCCCCGCAAUACUACGACCUGAACAACUUCCCCCAAUGCGAGGCGAAGCGUCAGCUGGAGUUGCUGCAGCAGCGGAUGGAAACCAAGCAGUACCAGAAGGGAUUUUAAGGCUACCCACUGCUGCCCCCGCUGCCUUUAGAAGUAAGCAAUCUAUGGAGGAGAGGAGAUAUGGGCCAUGGUGUUUGUGUGGUGUGACAGGUCGUGAAGUUAUUGUUUGAAAACUGCUGCGGAAUGAAGUAAUCCGUUUGCUUUUUAUUGUUUGAUACAUUUAAACUUAAGCACACUUUCGCAUUAACCAGUUGCAGCAGAUAUCCACCAACUCCGUUUAGUGAAUAGUGUUAAUAAAACAAGCAACUUUUUAUAUCUA